Messenger RNA from Nylanderia fulva, 1666 nucleotides. RefSeq names its product V-type proton ATPase subunit VhaAC39-1 (gene VhaAC39-1). Gene Ontology annotation, cellular component: proton-transporting V-type ATPase, V0 domain. Gene Ontology annotation, molecular function: proton-transporting ATPase activity, rotational mechanism. The record is from RefSeq and is a predicted model, not a curated record. NCBI's taxonomy places the organism in Eukaryota, Metazoa, Arthropoda, Insecta, Hymenoptera, Formicidae. Gene Ontology annotation, biological process: proton transmembrane transport.
AUGACAGUUCGCAGUAUACUUCCGUCGCUCGGUCAUAUGAUUUUCGUGAAAAAAGGGGCGAGUCGUGAGACCCAGUUUCGAACUUGACAGAUCGGACUUUUUUUCACGUGAACGAGGAAAAUAUCGUUGCAGAAUGAAGGGAUGCAUAUUCAAUAUCGACGGCGGCUAUUUGGAAGGAUUAUGCCGUGGCUUCAAAUGCGGUAUUCUUCAACAGAGCGAUUAUCUGAAUUUGGUUCAAUGCGAAACGCUCGAAGAUCUGAAACUACAUUUGGCUGGUACGGAUUAUGGCAGCUUCUUGGCAAAUGAACCAUCUCCGCUCGCAGUUAGUGUGAUUGAUGACAAGUUGAGGGAAAAACUGGUGGUGGAAUUUCAACAUAUGCGCAAUCAUUCCGUUGAACCCCUGUCUCAAUUCCUAGAUUUCAUUACUUACAGUUAUAUGAUCGACAAUAUUAUUUUGUUAAUCACUGGCACUCUGCAUCAGAGACCCAUUUCGGAAUUAAUCCCAAAAUGCCAUCCGCUUGGUAGUUUUGAGCAAAUGGAGGCGAUUCAUGUCGCUGCAACACCUGCUGAAUUGUACAACGCUGUAUUGGUAGACACGCCCUUAGCACCCUUCUUUGUGGAUUGCAUAUCUGAGCAAGAUUUAGACGAGAUGAAUAUUGAGAUAAUAAGGAAUACACUUUACAAGGCUUAUUUGGAAGCAUUUUAUAAAUUUUGCAAAGACCUUGGUGGUACAACUGCAGAUACUAUGUGUGAAAUACUCGCUUUUGAAGCAGAUAGAAGGGCAAUCAUUAUAACCAUUAAUUCAUUUGGAACUGAAUUAGGUAAAGAUGAUCGUGCCAAAUUGUAUCCACGCUGCGGACGUUUGAAUCCAGAUGGAUUAGCUGCCUUGGCAAGAGCUGACGAUUAUGAACAAGUGAAGGCUGUAGCAGAAUAUUAUGCUGAAUACAGCGCUUUAUUUGAGGGCGCGGGUAACAAUCCUGGCGACAAAACCUUGGAGGACAAGUUCUUCGAACAUGAAGUUCGUUUGAACGUCCAUGCAUUUCUACAACAAUUUCACUUUGGAGUAUUCUAUAGCUACUUAAAAUUGAAGGAACAAGAGUGUCGCAAUAUUGUCUGGAUCGCGGAAUGCGUUGCUCAGAAGCAUCGUGCUAAAAUAGAUAAUUAUAUCCCUAUAUUUUAAUGGAACAUAUUAAAUCGCUGUAAUGUUACAUUUUCUUCUGCAACAAUAAGGUAAUUAAUUAAUUUAUCAUGAUUAAGGCCUAUUUUUGUUUCAUCUAAUGUGGCGAAUUAGAUAAUUAUUAUUUUACAUUAAUAUAAUAAUAAUUAUUAUUAUUUAUAUUAAUAAUAAAUAUAUAAUAUUAAUUGUAAUUGUUGUCGAAGAAGUCUUCUGAAAUUGUAUGAAAAUUAUUAUCCAGGAAACUUAUUUUAGAAAAUUGAAAAAUAUGCAAGUAUGUAUGUAUCCGUCAAAUAUGGAUAACACGUGUGCACAUGACUUAUUGCACACAUAUCAUGCUAAUUAUUAUUUCGAAUUAGUCGUAUUUUGUUUUAAAGUUUAAAUGGAAUAGCAAAAUCUGUAUUGUACGAGUAUGUGCAUAUAUUAGCGUUUAUUAUAAUCUUUAAUAUAAAUCAUAUGUUAUUCUAUGUUGAAAAUAUAAAAUAGUUGUUU